Messenger RNA from Venustampulla echinocandica, 960 nucleotides. Its product is annotated as putative NmrA-like family-containing protein 1. The record is from RefSeq and is a predicted model, not a curated record. NCBI's taxonomy places the organism in Eukaryota, Fungi, Ascomycota, Leotiomycetes, Helotiales, Pleuroascaceae. The coding region runs from base 1 to 960 and encodes 319 amino acids. The transcript has 3 exons.
AUGUCGAAGCCGCUUAUAGUAGUCGUCGGCGCAACAGGAGCCCAAGGUGGAAGUGUAGUUUCUGCCUUCCUUUCAGAUGGCACCUACCAAAUCCGAGCUAUAACACGCCGCCCGCAUAGCCCCAAAGCCAAAGUCCUCCAAGACAGAGGUGUUGAAGUCGUCUCCGCAGAUCUCAAUAACGAAGCAUCUCUCGUUGAAGCUUUCAAGGGAGCAACCGCCAUCUUCGCCGUAACCGAUUUCUUUGAGCCCUUCAUCUCCAGCGGGCCCGAAGUAGCAGUACAAGUAGAAACGGCACAGGGCAUCAACCUCGCCCGUGCCGCGGCCCAAACUUCGACGUUGAAGCACUACAUCUGGAGCACGCUGCCCAACGCAAGUCAGAUAUCCGGAGGAAAAUACGUGAUCCCGCAUUUCGAUUCUAAGAAUAAGAUUGAUGCGUUUAUUAAGGAUAUUCCGGCGCUGUACGAAAAGACGACGUUCUUGUGGUUAACAUGGUUUGCGAGUAAUGUUCAAUUUCCGGUCUUUAGACCGGCGCUUCAUAAACCCUCCGGAAAACACGUCCUUCUUCAACCGGUCCCCCAAAACACACCCAUCCUGUCAAUCGGCGACCAAGUCUCUAACGUUGGCCACUUCGCACUAUCCAUCGUCAAACAGCCCGACCUAACCCUCCCGGCAAAAUUCGUCCUUGCCUCCACAGACUCGACUACUACAGGGGACUUGCUGAAGACGUGGGGAAAGGUAACAGGCAAGGAGACGGAAUAUCUAGAGAUCAGUUUGGAGCAGUAUGAACGUUUCUUCCCGAGAUGGGGGACUGAGUUGGGUAUGAUGAUGCAGUACUGGGCGGAGGUUGGGGAUAAGAGCUGGAGUGGAGAGGCGGUGCUUACGAGGCAGACUCUAGGGAUUGAUGCAGCAUUUGUGGGGACGGAGAAAGCUUUGGGGGCGGUUAAUUGGAAUGAGGAUUGA